This is a messenger RNA of Meloidogyne enterolobii, 234 nucleotides long. The record is from the annotation of a GenBank genome assembly. Lineage: Eukaryota; Metazoa; Nematoda; Chromadorea; Rhabditida; Meloidogynidae.
GUAGGUGGAAUUCAUGGAGAUAUUAAACGAGAAAAUUUUGUAAUGUCCUUAGAACAAAGUUGGAAUAAAAAUGUGAUUGAAAGUAAACUGAUAGAUUUCAACACGGCCGUGAUGCAUGGGCAGUCUCCUAUACUAAAUAUGGCGAAUAUUGCUAAAUUAUUCAAAGCUCCAGAGAUUCAUAACACAGAUCGCGUAACAUUUAUAUUCGGGACUAAGCUUGAAUGGGCAAACUAA